AGGAACCAAUCGCAAUGCACGUCGACCCGGAAGUACGCAGUCAAACAAAAAGAGCGCCCUGCCGAAGGUUUUGAAAAACAGACGUUGAACUAAGCCUCGGACUCCUCCCCAUCCCUCCACGGUCGUCGUCGCCCCCCCCCCAGCCCCCAUGAGCUUCAGCCCGGGGGUGAGCGACCCCUCGGGGGCCAGCGUGAUCCAGGAGCAGAGGGACCGCUGGGCCCGCAAGAGGAGCCGCGUGGCCCGCGAGCUGGUGCUCACCGAGCAGCGCUACUGCCAGCAGCUGGAGCUGGUCAACACCUACUUUGUGGAGAUUCUGAAGGCCAAGGAGACCCUGAGGCCGAGCGUGGUGGAGUCCGUCUUCAGUUCAAUUAAAGCCAUCCAUUCAGUAAACCAGUCUCUGCUGGUGCACGUGGAGAACGGCUACCUGGGCCGCGGCUUCGAGCAGUUCUGCCCCCACCUGCCCCACUACAACGUCUACGUGGACAACAUGUACGACGCCAGGAAGGUCCUCGCGGUGAGGGAACCGCCUCGUACCGGCUGCACACACUUCGGCGGAGCCAUCUGGUUGCAGAGUGCAACUAUAAUCAAAAAAUGUCCAAAAGCAAAAUCUUUUAAUACUGAUCCCAGCACCCAAAUAAAGACUAGAAGAGGAUUAAAUGUUGAAACAUUGCUAGCAAGACAAAGAAAUGCCGUAUCUCUUUGAAGGUAUUACGAAGGGGCCCCCCCUGAGACUUUUAAUUCAUCGGCUCCAUAUCCAUUCUGUACAGGAGCUUGUUUUUCUGGCAUUAAGCCAAGGCUUUUAUCCAAAGCGACUUCCGACAGUUCAAACACACAUUCACACGCCGACGGCGGAGUCCACCACGCAAGGCGACAGCCUACUACUAAGAAGCGGUUAGGGUGAUGUGCCUUGCUCAGGGACACCUCGACAAUCGAACAAGCAAUCUUCCGGUUACAAGUCGAUCUACGUCCUGAGCUAAGCAAACCACAACAAUGACAUUGAUCUCGACGUCAUCCGCAGACUUUUGAUUGUUGCAAAU
Messenger RNA from Gadus macrocephalus (Pacific cod), 1037 nucleotides. RefSeq names its product Rho guanine nucleotide exchange factor (GEF) 39 (gene arhgef39). The transcript has 4 exons. The coding region runs from base 149 to 703 and encodes 184 amino acids. Gene Ontology annotation, cellular component: plasma membrane. NCBI's taxonomy places the organism in Eukaryota, Metazoa, Chordata, Actinopteri, Gadiformes, Gadidae. The record is from RefSeq and is a predicted model, not a curated record. Gene Ontology annotation, biological process: positive regulation of cell migration. Gene Ontology annotation, molecular function: guanyl-nucleotide exchange factor activity.